Molecule: messenger RNA, 1830 nt
Organism: Jatropha curcas
Lineage: Eukaryota; Viridiplantae; Streptophyta; Magnoliopsida; Malpighiales; Euphorbiaceae
Source: RefSeq, a predicted model, not a curated record
UCAAACAUAAACCACCGGCUUAAAGAGUUAAAAAGUAAUUUGAUUUUUGGGAAAGGAAAAUUCGUCAUUACUGCAAAUCCAAGAACAACAGGGCUAAAAAUGAGAUUAUAAGCAGAAAAGAAUCAGAAAUCUCAUAAAAGAGAGAGCUGGAGUAAUAUACAAAACCCUAAAGUUCCUGCAGUGAAAGGCAGACAGAGACUAUGGAGGUUGCAGUGACUAAUACAUGGAAGUCCAAUUUUGCUUCGACGUUAACUAACAUCCCGAAACCGAAAAAGGCAGCUGUGAGAAUUUUCACCGUUCGUUGCUCUUCUCCUGUCUCUUCCGAUGGUGCCGCCACUGGUUUGGCAGAGAGGCCUUGGAAAACUUCCGAUGCUAGACUUGUACUUGAAGAUGGGUCAAUUUGGAGGGCCAAGUCAUUUGGUGCCACGGGAACCCAAGUUGGUGAGGUGGUAUUCAAUACAUCUUUGACAGGGUAUCAAGAAAUUCUUACAGAUCCUAGUUAUGCUGGCCAAUUUGUUUUGAUGACAAAUCCACAUAUUGGAAACACUGGAGUAAAUUUUGAUGAUGAAGAGUCAAGGCAAUGUUUCCUUGCUGGUUUGGUGAUCAGGAGCUUAAGUAUCAGUACUUCAAAUUGGAGAUGUACCAAAACACUUGGUGAUUAUUUAGCAGAGCGGAACAUCAUGGGGAUAUAUGAUGUUGAUACACGUGCAAUCACUCGCAGAUUGAGACAAGAUGGAAGCCUUAUUGGUGUAUUGAGCACAGAAGAUUCCAAGACAGAUGAGGAACUUCUGCAAAUGUCUAAAUCAUGGGACAUUGUUGGUGUUGAUUUGAUAAGUGAUGUCUCUUGCACAUCCCCUUAUGAAUGGGUUGAUCAAACAAACCCAGAAUGGGAUUUUAACUCUGAAGGAAGUGGAGAGGUCUACCAUGUUGUUGCGUACGAUUUUGGGAUCAAGCAUAAUAUACUGAGGCGCUUAGCCUCUUAUGGCUGUAAAAUCACUGUGGUUCCUUCAAAGUGGCCUGCCCUAGAAACUCUAAAGUUGAAGCCAGAUGGAGUUCUUUUCAGCAAUGGCCCUGGAGACCCAUCUGCAGUUCCUUAUGCUGUUCAAACAGUCAAGGAAUUACUAGGGAAGGUUCCUGUUUUUGGAAUUUGCAUGGGCCAUCAAUUGCUUGGUCAGGCAUUGGGUGGUAAAACAUUUAAAAUGAAGUUUGGCCACCAUGGAGGAAAUCAUCCAGUUCGUAAUGUUCGGCAAAACCGUGUUGAGAUUAGUGCUCAGAAUCACAACUACGCAGUUGACCCAGCAUCACUUCCUGAGGGUGUGGAAGUGACUCAUAUCAAUCUGAAUGAUGGAAGCUGUGCUGGUCUUGCUUAUCCGGCACUAAACAUCAUGUCACUUCAAUACCACCCUGAGGCAUCCCCUGGCCCUCACGAUUCAGAUAUGGUGUUUGGGGAAUUUGUAGAUCUAAUGAAGCAAGCGAAGCAAAAGGCUUGAGAUGAGAUAGUUUUGCUUGAAGUGAGCUUUGCCGUAUUUUCAUGCUGUCGAUAUUGCUAAUCCAUGCAAGAUAAAAUUAGUCAUGGGCAUCUUAGCAUCAGUUGCUGGAGGUGUCUGUUAAAUAGUUGAGAUGGUUUAUAAAUUCGUGUCGUUCUCUGAAGUUAUGCAGUUUUGCUUAACCGCUGAUGAUAUGUGACUACUAUGGAUUGGUUGGAUUCCAUUUGUAGGUUAUCAUGAAUUUGCAUUCAGUAAUGUCUCAUGUUUGAUACAGUGGUAGUUGGCUAAAUCAUUAAAAAUACGCCAAACUUUGCGGGUAGUUUUAAUUAUAUUUUAAUUCUAA